AUGCCUGACAUCACAACGCUACCCAGUCAUCCGCCAGCCUUGGAUGGCCAACAGGGUGACGAGGCCAUUCCGAGUCAUCCACUAGGCGUGAAACCUAGUGGAAAUGCUUUGUUAGCAAGUUGGAGUCUCCGGGAUGCCAUAGGCACUUUCCGGCUUUUACCCGAUGAGCUAAUACUGUUGUUGCUGGAACACUUGGACGGUCCAAGUCUACUGGGCAUUGGGCGCACCUGCAAGGCUUUCUACGCAUUUACUCGCGCUGAAGAGUUGUGGAAGGCACUUUUUAUUGAAUCCCCAUUGGACAACUUUACAUGGAGAGGAACAUGGCGAUCAACAUAUCUCAAUCUGCCUCCCUCAAAAGUCCCCAUGAUCGACUGCUCCCACCUGUAUUCCGACGUACUUUACCGCCCUUUUAACUGUGCGCAUAUCGUGCUUGAACCCUAUGUCACCAAGAUCCCAGCGCGCAACCAGAUCCCGCGCUUAUCAGAUCUUUCCGCUGAGGAAUUCCAUGCCGAAUGGGCUGAUCGACCGUUCGUCUUGACGGAACCCGUCAAGGCCUGGCCUGUCUACAAAGACUGGACCAUCGGGUCCUUACUCUCCGAACAUGGGCAGGAGAAGUUCCGCGCAGAGGCCGUAGACUGGCCGUUGUCUACCUAUCGUGACUACAUGGCAGACAACUCUGACGAGAGUCCGCUGUAUCUGUUUGACCGUGCUUUCGUCCCCAAGAUGGGCCUGGCUGUUGGUUCCCCCGAGUCGACCCCCAAUGCGGCAUACUGGCCGCCAACCUGCUUUGCGGAAGACUUCUUCUCAGUACUCGGGAAGGACCGCCCUGAUCACCAAUGGCUGAUCGUGGGCCCCGAACGCUCGGGCAGCAAGUUCCACAAGGAUCCUAAUGCGACCAGCGCCUGGAAUGCAGUGUUGCGCGGGCCAAAGUAUUGGAUUAUGUUCCCAUCUGGUGACAAGCGAGUCCCACCACCGGGUGUCUACGUAUCUGAUGAUCAGAGCGAGGUCACAUCGCCGUUGAGCAUUGCCGAGUGGCUACUCAACUUCCACGCAGAGGCACGACGCACACCAGGCUGUAUGGAAGGAAUCUGCGGCGAGGGCGAGAUCCUGCACGUCCCCUCGGGCUGGUGGCAUUUGGUCGUCAACUUGGAGCCGUCUAUCGCGAUUACGCAGAACUUCAUUCCUCGCGCGCAUCUUGUCGCCGCGCUGGAUUUCUUGUCCAACAAGGCAGACCAGGUCUCUGGAUUCCGGAAGAAUGUCGAGAAUCCCUACGAAAACUUCGUGAAUGGCAUGCAAGAGGCAUACCCAGAUCUAUUGGCGCAGGCCCAAGAAGAGCUACAGAAGAAGGUCGACGGGAAAAAGCGCAAGUGGGAAGAUAUCGUCCAUGGCAAGACCGAAGAAGACCAAAGCACUGUAGGAGGCUUUAGUUUCGGGUUCGGAGAUGAUAGCGAUGUUGAAGUCCCUUGA
Messenger RNA from Penicillium subrubescens, 1467 nucleotides. RefSeq names its product putative F-box and JmjC domain protein. The coding region runs from base 1 to 1467 and encodes 488 amino acids. The transcript has 2 exons. Gene Ontology annotation, molecular function: protein binding; cis-regulatory region sequence-specific DNA binding. Gene Ontology annotation, cellular component: nucleus. The record is from RefSeq and is a predicted model, not a curated record. NCBI's taxonomy places the organism in Eukaryota, Fungi, Ascomycota, Eurotiomycetes, Eurotiales, Aspergillaceae.